AAGCAUUCGGGACCGGAACGGUUCCCACGCCUUGAAUUCAACCUGGAACUCAACCUGCGAGGCUGAUGACGAUCUUAGCCAUAUUGGUUUUGCAGUCCACGACCAUCUGAUGCUCGAAAGCUUCAUCGAACAGGGUAACUCCAAGAACGGCUUGGCAUAUUCAAAGUUCAAUCGACGUGCACUCUGCAACUGCGGAUUCAAUUCAUUCCUGUUCGAGCGUCUAGCUUCCGAAAGCUGCCAAACACUGAACGAACUGACUGAACUACAUGACGCCAUGAACAGCACCGCAAACUAACCCCACAAUUAAUCUCGAGGCCAACUUCAGAAACCUCAAAGCUCUAUCACCACCCACCAAAGGGCCACAAGAUGAGGUCAACACGAUUCCUUGUCCGCCCGGAUGUCCUUGUACGCUCCCUCCAAACACCGAUACGCCGGCCACCACAAUCAUGCCUCCGCGCACCACGGCAAACCCGAACCUUCCUCAUGCGUCCGCGGACGUCAACCCGCGCCGUCGAGCGACUCGAUAUCAAUGGCCUCCGACACAAGGCCUAUGACUACCACCUCAAGCGCCACCGCUUUCUACAAGCCGGCGCACUUGCCGGUGUGAUCGCCUUCACCUACACAGCCUACCUGCUCUACUUGGAGCUGCAGAAGCCCAAGAAGAUGGACACAGGUCUCCCCUCCGGAGUUGACCCGUUCAGUACCGAAGGAGGAAGUAAGCGCAAGACAGUCAUACAUGAUGCCGACGGCAAGGAAAUGGUACCAACCGGCUACAAAGGCGUGCCGUCCUUUCCGCGCACCCUUGACCUCGACAUGGGCACUGGCAACGGACAAGAGACAGUCGACGGAGUGGAAUAUACGCUCGUGGGCCUGGGCAUGCGAUCCGUCAGCUUUCUGGGCAUCUACGUCUAUCUGGUGGGAUAUUACAUCGCGACGUCCGACAUCGCCGCCAUCCAAUCCAAGCUGGUCAAGGAAGUGAACCCCAUCGCGACGACGCUAGUCCCCAGCGAACGGGACGACUUGCGCCGCCGUCUGUUGGACCCCUUCGAGGGCGAGAAGCUGUGGCGCGAGAUUCUGGACGAUGUCAAGCCCAGGAGUAUCUUCCGCAUUGUGCCCGUCAAGGACACGGAUUUCCAUCAUUUGCGGGACGGGUUCGUGAGGGCCAUUAUGGGGCGCACGCAGGCGCUGCCUAAAGAGCAUGCCGAUGAGGGCUUCGCCCGUGCGAUGCAGGAGUUCAGGGCUUUAUGGAAUCGCGGUAAGGCGCCGAAUAAGAGUGAGUUGUUGAUGGUGAGGGAUGAGAGGGGGGUUUUGACCGUCGUAUUUGAUGCGGGUAAGGGCAAGGGCCAGAAUAGGGGGACGGUGGGUAGAGUCUUGGAUGAGAGGGUCAGCAAGGCGCUGUGGAUGAACUACCUAGCCGGACGCCAGGUUGCGAGCGAGCCGGCUAGGAAGAAUAUCGUUGAGGGCAUUAUGGAGUUUGUUGAGAGGCCGGUGGGGACGGUUGCUGCUCAGGUCGUGGUGUCGCACCAUGUGUAAGUGCAAGAGAAGUCGCAGUUAUGGCAGUACAAGACAUGAUAUGUGAUCUGCAUAAGUGCGUUAAGGUCGAAAAGAAGAAAUAUCCGGCAAAAGGAAAUAUCACAAUAAAUGUACACAUUAGGACUGGGGGAAAAAGGGGGGAAGACGGGGUGGCUCGUGUAUAUUAUCGGCCCAGUCUUGUUGUCUUUCUGUACAGAACCGUACCUCACUCAGAAAAAAAAUGACGAUCCAAUGACUACUCAGCUGUCUUUGAGGGCCAAUUUCCCAUAGCUAUCUUGGAGAUGAGUAUUGGCCGCGAACAGAAUUAGUUGAGCCUUAUUCUUUAAUGGUCAAUGAAUCGGCGGCAACUAGCAGGGCACGAAGAUUGAGAGUCCACUUUUACCUCUUCUUGUUCGAC
Pseudomassariella vexata is the source of this 1930-nucleotide messenger RNA. RefSeq names its product chalcone-flavanone isomerase-domain-containing protein. Gene Ontology annotation, molecular function: intramolecular lyase activity. Lineage: Eukaryota; Fungi; Ascomycota; Sordariomycetes; Amphisphaeriales; Pseudomassariaceae. The coding region runs from base 367 to 1533 and encodes 388 amino acids. The record is from RefSeq and is a predicted model, not a curated record. The transcript has a single exon.